Messenger RNA from Debaryomyces hansenii CBS767, 717 nucleotides. It is a transcript of the gene GRX3, whose product is annotated as monothiol glutaredoxin. The record is from RefSeq and is a predicted model, not a curated record. The coding region runs from base 1 to 717 and encodes 238 amino acids. Gene Ontology annotation, molecular function: 2 iron, 2 sulfur cluster binding. The transcript has a single exon. NCBI's taxonomy places the organism in Eukaryota, Fungi, Ascomycota, Pichiomycetes, Serinales, Debaryomycetaceae.
AUGUCAGUGAUAGAAAUAGAGUCUGAGUCGCAGUUCACAGAGUUAACUAAAUCGGACGCUAAUAAGUUGAUUGCAUUGUAUUUCCAUACACCAUGGGCAGGACCAUGCCAAACGAUGAACUCAGUGUUUAAGACGUUAGCAGAGGCCAACAAGUCGGUUUUGUUCAUAUCGAUCAACGCAGACGACCACCCGGACAUAAGCGAGCUUUUCGAGGUGUCGGCGGUGCCAUAUUUUAUAUUGAUUCGUAACUCGACUAUUUUGAAGGAGUUGUCGGGUGCAGACCCUAGGGAAUUCAUAAGUGCGUUGAACCAGUUCACAGAGAAGAAGGACACGGCUGCUCCAGCAGCAGCCGCUGCUGCUGCUCCGGCGGCACCGGCACAAUCCCCAAUCGAGGAGUCGCCGGAAGCGUUGAACGAGAGGUUGAAGAAGUUGACGGGUGCAGCACCAGUGAUGCUUUUCAUGAAGGGGUCGCCAUCGGCUCCGCAAUGUGGGUUUUCGAGACAACUCGUGGCGAUUUUGAGAGAACACCAGGUCAGAUUUGGGUUCUUUGACAUCUUGAAGGACGAUUCUGUCAGACAGGGUCUCAAGAACUUUUCGGACUGGCCAACGUUCCCCCAAUUAUACAUCAGCGGAGAAUUCCAAGGGGGACUUGAUAUCGUUAAGGAAUCGAUCGAGGAAGAUUCGAGCUUCUUCGAGAAUGCGGUUAAAAGUGCUUAG